This is a messenger RNA of Leopardus geoffroyi (Geoffroy's cat), 1567 nucleotides long. RefSeq names its product cysteine rich protein 2 (gene CRIP2). The record is from RefSeq and is a predicted model, not a curated record. Bases 304 to 1080 code for a protein of 258 amino acids. Lineage: Eukaryota; Metazoa; Chordata; Mammalia; Carnivora; Felidae. The transcript is spliced from 8 exons.
CGCGGGUGCGGCCGGAGGGUGGAGCUGGACGAGGUGGGGGCAGCCACGCCCGAACCCCGCAGCGGCCGGUGGGCCCCGCGGGAGUGCGUGAUCCUCCCAGGAUGAGGCCGGGCUGUGGGGGGACGUGCGGGGUUCGCGGGCGCCGAGCGGGGCGGGGUCGGGGUCGGCGGGGCGCACGCUCUGGGAGCCUCCCGUGCGCUCCUGCCUUUCACGGCCCUUCCCGUGGACACGUGGCCGGCCCCCAGCAGUGACCACCCCCCAGCCUCCACCUCGACCUCUGACCACAGCGGGCCCGGGUCAGAUAUGGGCUCUGUCUGGACUCGGUCCACGCGGGGGCGACCUUGGCCUCCCAACUCCUGCGUGUCCCAACGUGCUCCCUCCCUUGGCGCGAGUUCCCUCAGGACUUUGCUGCGCGUGAAGUGGGAUGACAAACGGGUCCCCACAAGCAUGAGAGGACACUGGAGCCCGGGUGGCCAAGUGCCCCUGCCUCCUCAAGCUGAGAAGGUGAGCUCUCUGGGCAAGGACUGGCACAAGUUCUGUCUCAAGUGUGAGCGCUGCAGCAAGACACUGACCCCCGGGGGCCACGCUGAGCAUGACGGGAGGCCGUUCUGCCACAAGCCCUGCUAUGCCACGCUGUUCGGACCCAAAGGGGUGAAUAUCGGAGGGGCCGGCUCCUACAUCUACGAGAAACCCUCUGCCGAGGGCCCCCAGGUCACCGGCCCCAUCGAGGUGCCCGUGGUCCGGGCUGAGGAGCGCAAGGCCGGCGGCCCCCCGAGGGGGCCCAGCAAAGCCUCCAGCGUCACCACGUUCACGGGGGAGCCCAACGUGUGUCCUCGCUGCAACAAGAGGGUCUACUUUGCCGAGAAGGUGACCUCUCUGGGCAAGGACUGGCACCGCCCGUGCCUGCGCUGUGAGCGCUGUGGGAAGACGCUAACUCCAGGCGGGCACGCGGAGCAUGAUGGCCAGCCCUACUGCCACAAGCCCUGCUACGGAAUACUCUUUGGACCGAAAGGAGUGAAUACCGGAGCCGUGGGCAGCUACAUCUAUGACAGAGACCCAGAGGGCAAAGCUCAGCCCUAGGGAUGCAGCCCGUCCAAGGAGCCGGGCCUCUCCUCUGCCGGCCCUGCUCCAGAGCCUACUGCUUGGCCCUAUGGGGGAGCGCGGCCAGCCGUCCGGUCCUCCCCCUGCACGUCCAGGGCCCGGGUGUUGUGCGGGAGGAGGCCCGCCUGCCUAUCCCCGUUCCUCUCCCCUGCCCGUGGUCCCCUUUUGUGUCCACGUGGUCCCACAUGGCCCCGCGUGUCUCCUGGCCCUCCGUGGGUCUGUCUGAGGUGGGCGUCCCGCUCUCCCCCUCCUACUGCCCCAGGCCUGCCUCACAGUGUUAUUUCUGCUCCCCUCGCCGGUGACGCUGCCACGCUCUUCACGGUGUUCCCAGGGCGGACCCAGGGCGUCCCUGCCAGGAGCCCUCUGCCCAUCGCCCCCACCGCCUUGCAGUGCCUGCCUGACACCCUCACGCGGCUCACAUGUAACUGCUGAGAUUGCUGUCAAUAAAGGUUUGAGGAUUGGGGGA